AUGAUCGACAAAGAGAUCAUUUAUGCAUUCAUAGAGAGGUGGUAUCGUGACACCAAUAGCUUUCAUCUUCCAAUUGGGGAGAUGAAGAUUACUUUUGACGAUGUAUCCUCUCUGCUGCAUAUGCCCAUCGCCGGUGCAUUCUUCAGUGUUAAUGUAUUUAACAAGAAUGAUGAUGCAGAUAUAUUGGUUGAGCUUCUCAGAGUUAGUCACGUUGUUACUUAUGUUGAAUUUAAUGUCACGCGGACAUCCACAAUUCUAAUUUGUGUUGUCGUGACCAGCAUUGGCAGAUGGUUGCGAGAGAAUUUCUUUUGUUUUUGGUCGGUCGCACCCUGUUCAACGACAAGAGUGCCUUCGCAGUUAGCGUUGCCUAUCUUGACUGCUUCUGAUACCUCAAUUCUUGCGGGGGGAUAUGCAUGGGAUGUUGCUUCUCUUGCUCUCCUAUAUGACAAUCUUCGAGAACCGAUCAUGCAUCAAACCAGAACAGUUUUAAGGAAAACUCUUGACGAGAUUGAUGUUGAUGAGGUCUGUUGGACACCAUAUGAGGAGCAUCGAGUGAAGCGGCCGUUUGAAGAGGUUUUUUUAUUUCAAGGGUGGAUACGUUGGGGUCCGAAGAUGUAUGCUCAUCUGUCAAACAAGGUAUUGCGUCAAUACGGUCAUAUUCAAAUGAUUCAUGGCUCACCGUUAGAGAAAGUGGGUCAUACGACCAUACCAGAUGAAAUGGACAUUAUGUUUACUUCUUUUGUGAAAAUUGAUCUCAAAUGUUUAAAUUUAUUUUAA
Molecule: messenger RNA, 777 nt
Organism: Cicer arietinum (chickpea)
Lineage: Eukaryota; Viridiplantae; Streptophyta; Magnoliopsida; Fabales; Fabaceae
Source: RefSeq, a predicted model, not a curated record